AGAAUGAAAGCUCAUAAACUCCUUUCUCUGGGUUACAUUUCCUUCCCCCUACUGCUUCUUCAGCAGGCCUCUGCUCAGUUCCCAAGACAGUGUGCCACUGUUGAGGCUCUGAGAAGUGGUGUGUGUUGCCCAGACCUGUCCCUCCUGUCUGGCCCUGGGACAGACCCCUGUGGCGCAUCACUGGGGAGGGGCAGGUGUGAGGCCGUGAAUGCAGAUUCCAGACCCCACAGUCCCCAGUACCCACACGAUGGUACAGAUGAUCGGGAGCGCUGGCCCACGCAGUUCUUCAAUAAUACAUGCCACUGCAAUGGCAAUUUCUCAGGACACAACUGUGGGUCUUGCCGUCCUGGAUGGAGAGGAGCUGCUUGUGACCAAAGGGUUCUCACUGUCAGGAGAAACCUUCUGGACUUAAGUAUAGAAGAAAAGAACCGCUUUGUCCAGGCCCUGGAUAUGGCAAAGCGCACAACCCACCCUCAGUUUGUCAUUGCCACCAGAAGAUCAGAAGAAAUACUGGGACCAGAUGGCAACACGCCUCAAUUUGAGAACAUUUCCAUUUAUAACUACUUUGUUUGGGCACACUAUUAUUCAGUCAAAAAGACUUUCCUUGGGGCAGGGCAGGAGAGCUUUGGCCAAGUGGAUUUCUCUCACGAAGGACCAGCUUUCCUGACAUGGCACAGAUACCACCUGCUGCAAUUGGAGAAAGACAUACAGGAAAUGUUGCAGGAUCCUUCCUUCUCCCUUCCUUACUGGAAUUUUGCGACUGGGAAGAAUGUCUGUGAUAUCUGCACUGAUGACUUGAUGGGAUCGAGAAGCAACUUUGAUUCCACUCUUAUAAGCCCGAACUCGGUUUUUUCUCAAUGGCGAGUGGUCUGUGAAUCUCUGGAGGAUUAUGAUACCCUCGGAACCCUGUGUAACAGCACCGAGGGUGGGCCAAUUAGGAGGAAUCCAGCUGGCAAUGUGGCUAGACCUAUGGUGCAACGUCUUCCGGAUCCACAGGAUGUCACUAAGUGCUUGGAAGUGGCUUUAUUCGACACACCUCCUUUCUAUUCCAAUUCUACAAACAGUUUCCGAAACACAGUGGAAGGUUAUAGUGAUCCCACAGGAAGGUACGACCCUGCCGUUCGCAGCCUUCACAAUUUGGCUCAUCUAUUUCUGAAUGGAACAGGAGGACAAACCCAUUUAUCUCCAAAUGACCCUAUUUUUGUCCUCCUGCAUACUUUCACUGAUGCAAUCUUUGAUGAAUGGCUGAGGAGAUAUAAUGCUGAUAUAUCCACAUUUCCAUUGGAAAAUGCCCCUAUUGGACAUAACAGGCAAUACAAUAUGGUGCCAUUCUGGCCUCCAGUUGCCAACACAGAAAUGUUUGUUUCUGCUCCAGACAACCUGGGAUAUGUUUAUGAAGUUCAGUGGCCAGGUCGGGUUUUUAGUAUUUCAGAGAUCAUUUCCAUUGCAGUCGUUGCUGCUUUAAUACUGGUUGCAGUUAUUUUUGCGGGUGCUUCUUGUCUGAUCCGUGCCAAAAGCAACAUGGAUGAAGCAAAUCAGCCCCUCCUCACUGAUCAAUAUCGAAACUAUGAUGAAGAAUAUGAACAAAUAAGAAAUCCUAAUCAGUCUGUGGUCUGA
Choloepus didactylus (southern two-toed sloth) is the source of this 1617-nucleotide messenger RNA. It is a transcript of the gene TYRP1, whose product is annotated as tyrosinase related protein 1. NCBI's taxonomy places the organism in Eukaryota, Metazoa, Chordata, Mammalia, Pilosa, Megalonychidae. Gene Ontology annotation, cellular component: melanosome. The record is from RefSeq and is a predicted model, not a curated record. Gene Ontology annotation, molecular function: oxidoreductase activity. Bases 4 to 1617 code for a protein of 537 amino acids. The transcript has 7 exons. Gene Ontology annotation, biological process: melanocyte differentiation; melanosome organization.